UCCGAAAUUUAGUUUCCGAUAGCUAGCCGUCUUGUUAGAGGCACAUAUUUUGUGGUUUCGGUGUGUUCUGUGCAAACCUUUAUUUAUGUCACCUAAUCGCAUUCAAUAGAUUGUUGUUUCUACUAGCCUAUAUAUCCACUGUUAAUUCCUCUAUGCUGCUUGAUGCCUUCUACAAAGUGGGUUAUGUGCUGUGUGGCCAUGAGGCAGCUUUAUGGUUUCAGUUUCCAUCCAGUGUCAUGUUGAUUCCCAUGAGAUAGAAGAUAGUUGAUCCCCAGAAAAUAAAAGAAGAAGACAAACAAGUUGGCAGUAUUUUUAUGGUUGUUGUAGCUGGACUGAACUUCUGAAUACUAUAUUACUGGACUGGAUGAUGCCAGAAGGCAUGAGGUAGACAGAAGGGAAGACUGAGCUAUCAGAGGAACUAGUAGCAUCUCAGGAGCAACAACAGGACAUGGAAUCUCUCCCCGUCCCGAGUGUGCAGGCCAUGGUGGCGGCCACCGGCGGAGCCGAUGUGCCACCGAGGUAUCUCCGGCCUGCGGAGGCGGUCGCUGGCAUCGUCGAUGGCGAGGGUGAGGCCCAGAUCCCCAUCAUCGACUACCGGAGGCUGCUGCUGGAGCUGGAUCGCCGUGGUGAGGAGUCCGCGCGCCUCCACCGGGCCUGCCAGGAAUGGGGCUUCUUCCAGCUGAUUAACCACAGUGUCCCACACGAUGUGGUGGAGGCAAUGAAGGCCAACAUUCAGCAAUUCUUUCAGCUACCCGCAGAGACAAAGAAACGAUUCGCGCAGGAGCGAGGGCAGCUGGAAGGCUACGGUCAGCUGUUCGUCGUCUCGGAGGAUCAGAAGCUUGACUGGGCUGAUAUGCUUUACCUCUACACACAGCCACCUGAGAGCAGGAACACCAAGUUCUGGCCUGACCAGCCUGUUAACUUCAGAUCGACGCUGGAUAGAUACUCUGGUGCUGUGAAGGAGAUAGCGGAUUCCCUUUUGGCGAUGUUGGCGGAGAACUUGGGACUGAAACAAGAGGUGAUUGCUGACAGAUGCGUGGGCGGAGUGCAGUCUGUCAGGAUGAACUACUACCCGCCGUGCGCUCAAGCAGACAAAGUCGUCGGCUUCUCCCCGCACUCUGAUGCUGAUCUCCUGACCCUCGUCCUCCAAGUGAACCAUGUCCAAGGCCUGCAGAUCAAGAGGAAUGGCAGCUGGUUCCCCGUCAGGCCCGUCGAGGGCGCUCUCAUCGUCAACAUUGGGGAUAUUUUUGAGAUCUUCACAAAUGGGAGGUACAGGAGCAUCGAGCACCGUGCGGUCGUCGACCCCAAGGAGGAACGGCUGUCGGCCGCAGCGUUCCACUCCCCGAACAUCCACUCCACGAUAGGCCCGCUGAAGGAGCUUACGGCGGACGAAGACGAGGCAUACAAGACGGUGGACCACGAGAACUUCAUGAGGCUUUUCUUCGCGACGAAGCUGGAGGGGAAGAGCUUCUUGGAUCGGAUGAAGCUGAAGUAGCUAGCAGCUGAUUGCUACGAACCCAGCAUAGCAGGUAAACUGUGUUGUUGGUCCUCGCAUCGUUGUCAGAUAUUCAGGUAGUUCAUGCUGUGUAACCAACCUUAAUGAGGCCCUAACAGAUCAUGCUCUGGAAUUUAGUUCCUGAUGGCCGUCUUGGUAGAGCGCAAGAGAGCUGAACUUGGCAAACAUAAUAAUAUUGUGAUUUCUUCA
Molecule: messenger RNA, 1705 nt
Organism: Triticum aestivum (bread wheat)
Lineage: Eukaryota; Viridiplantae; Streptophyta; Magnoliopsida; Poales; Poaceae
Product: 2-oxoglutarate-dependent dioxygenase 11
Exons: 4
Coding region: 449-1495 (348 amino acids)
Source: RefSeq, a predicted model, not a curated record